Molecule: messenger RNA, 2623 nt
Organism: Actinia tenebrosa (Australian red waratah sea anemone)
Lineage: Eukaryota; Metazoa; Cnidaria; Anthozoa; Actiniaria; Actiniidae
Product: protein unc-119 homolog B
Biological process (GO): nervous system development; cilium assembly; lipoprotein transport
Cellular component (GO): cilium
Molecular function (GO): lipid binding
Source: RefSeq, a predicted model, not a curated record
UUCGCGGUCGAUCAAAGCGUCCAUUUUAAUGUUUGCAUGAAAGAAGAGCAAAGAAAGAACGAGAUCAUUUGGCAUUUUUUCUCCUUUAAACCAACAAUCUAGUCCCCGAGUGCCUCUCGAACUAUUUAUCAUUCAUUUAGGGCCUGUGAGUUUUUUGUACUUUAGAUAUGAGUAAGAAAUCCUCGGCUAGUUCGGGUGAAGAUGGCAGUCGUUCCGCGUCCAAGAAGAAAGGAGGAGGAUUUCUCGCUCGACAAGCAAAAGCUAAAAAGACGAUAACGGAGGAAGAACUUCUUAAAAAGGGUUCUGUUUCACCUGAAGAUGUACUCAAACUCACAAAGUCCACAGACAAUUAUUUGUGUGAACCACAAGCUAAUGUUUUCAACAUAGACUUUACGAGGUUCAAAAUACGAGACAUGGAGACUGGCGAGGUUCUUUUCGAAAUCGCAAAACCGGACAACUUGGAGGACGAGGUGAUAGAAAAUGAAGAUGAUCCUAACGCAGGUCGCUUCGUACGAUACAAGUUUACAUCAGAAUUUCUGCGAUUAAAAACCGUGGGAGCAACGGUAGAGUUUACCGUCGGCGAUAAGCCAAUACAGAACUUCAGGAUGGUUGAACGACAUUAUUUUCGGGAUCGUCUUCUUAAAAGCUUCGAUUUUGACUUUGGUUUUUGUAUCCCUAACAGUAAGAAUACUUGUGAACACAUCUACGAAUUUCCAUCCCUAACUCCCGAUCAAGUACAAGAAAUGAUAGACCAUCCUUUUGAAACCAAGUCAGAUAGUUUUUACUUUGUGGACAGCAAGUUAGUGAUGCAUAACAAAGCAGACUAUGCUUACAAUGGAUGAUUCCUCACAGACAAUAUUCAACUUUCCUUCCUUAAACAACAUGGCUUUUAUUGUUACCUUCUUCAUCAAGAUAUUUCUGUCCUUUUAUUCACAAUGGUAAAAGGAGAGAAUUCAUUCGCAACAAAUUUUGAUUUUCGCCAAGGCCAGUAAGAGUUGAUGUGGUUUCAUGCUGUGACUGUGAAAAACAGCAUUUUGGAUCAAGCAAUUCCUCAUUACCAAAGAUAUUGUGCUGCAGUAUUUUUCAGGUUGCUGAAGCUAACUGCUCUGCCUAACUUACUGUGUUUUUUCCAUAUUCUGCAAACUCUGACAUUUCAACAGCUAGUUGUGAAAUCGUUUUUUUACUGCAGUCAGUCAAGAAUAUAAAUAUUAUUAUAUAUAUUAUUUUUUAUUGAUGGUAGUGAGAAAUUAAAUUUCAGAGUGCAGCUCGCAACAACUAAGUUUGCAAAAUAUGAAAAACCGUGUAUUCUAGUUUACUAUUGUCUCUACUGUAAUUUUCAAUAUUAAAAAGCAUUGGCUCUUUUGAAGAAUCUGUUGGAAUUCAGCUUUUCCUGUUACCAGUCAAAAAAUUCAAGACCUACCAAGUGAUCAUACUUUGAUUGACAGCAGCACGAAGCUAAAUUCCAAUCAGCACCAGGAAAUUUAUGAGCCCAUGUGAAGUUGGAAAUAAUCUUCUGCAUGAAAUUAGGUUUAGAUGUUGUAUAGGUUUUUAUACUCAACGAUCAAUGGUUUAAUAAUAUUGGCAAUAUAUAUAGCAUAUAGCAUUAUGAUAUUGCUCCAGUUAGUUAAACAAUAGAACAUUUAAAAAGGGACUGUAUUAGCAUGUGAAAUAGCAACAUUAUUCCUUCAUGUACAUUAUCCUCUGCUUGAAAAUAACUGGGUUUCCUUCGUAUUCCUUUUCAGUCUUGUAAGAAUUGACGAAAGAUAGGGUGACUCCUUUAACGUCAUGCAGGGUAAAAAUAAUGGCUCCUUAGAGAACAAUAUCUGUCCAAAAUAUACACUUGUCCAGCCAAAUGCCUAUUAGGUUGGUCCACUUGACCAUUCACAUUAACUGGUAUGAUGUGCCAAAAUAUUGUAUCCUGCCAUUGAGCAGCCAUUAUUCUUAGCCAUGUGAUCUAUGAUGCAGCACGCUCAAGUGCCAUCUGUACUAUUCUUGAUUUUCACAUUGAAAACUCCAUAUCAGUUAAAUUUUACAACUUGUUUUGUUUUCUUUACUAUAAACCCAUGUGGCAGCCAUAUAUUAUUUCAUUCUCUUGAGAUUGGUUACAAACUAAGAACAGGGUUCGUGCUACUCCUUAAACUCCUUGAAAACUCCUUGAAUUUAAUUCACGUUUUCAAGGGCACUUGAAAAGCCCUUGAGUUUUAUGAUCUUAGCUAAAUUCCUUGAAAACUACUUGGAUUUUUGUUUUGAUCAUUACUUGCAUGGUUCUGAAAUAGAUCUAGUCUAGUCAGAAAGAUCAGAAAAUAUGAAAGUCGGCCAUGUGCAACCAUUGUGUAAAACCUUGGCAUAUUUAGCUGAACAUACUCCUUGAAAAUUCAUUUUUGGGUCCUUGUAUACUCCUUGAAUAGUCCUUAAAUUUUAACUUGUUAUCUCAGCAUGAACCCUGUAAGAAGUGGCAAAAACUUGGGAGGGACUCAUGUGAUAGCUCAGAUGGGAGAAGUAUAGUAUUUAGCUCUUGUUCUAUAGUUAACCUUGCAAACUGAUCCAUGAAAGAAUUAUUUUCACCCUUACAAAGCAUUCAUUGAUUCCCAUAUUCUAUGAAAUAAAAACAGUUUUAUUUAAA